This is a messenger RNA of Bradysia coprophila, 2003 nucleotides long. RefSeq lists its product as uncharacterized. Gene Ontology annotation, biological process: cell wall organization; transmembrane transport; monoatomic anion transport. The record is from RefSeq and is a predicted model, not a curated record. Gene Ontology annotation, cellular component: membrane. Gene Ontology annotation, molecular function: transmembrane transporter activity; phosphorelay sensor kinase activity. Lineage: Eukaryota; Metazoa; Arthropoda; Insecta; Diptera; Sciaridae.
ACAAGUAUUUGAGUUCAGUAUUAACAUAAAUUUAGACGACAAAUCCCAAUCCGUAUUUUCAAACGUGGUAGAAAGCAGAUAUUGACACUAGGAUGGGCAAAGAGCACGGAGGUGAAGCACAUCUAGCAGAAACAGAAUCAAAUAAGUUAUUGAAUGAAAAUCCAUCCAAUCCAUCGAUUACAAAAUGUGAACGAAACGGUAAGGUAUCUACGAAGUCACGCACCAUCCUAUGGCAUGCAGCGUUCUGGGGAUUCGCUAUUAACUACAUGGUUCGAUGCAAUUUAAAUUUGGCCAUUGUGUCAAUUGUUGUUCCGAAAAAGGUUUCGACCAACAGUUCAACCAAACCUUUAGAAUGUUUCAAUAGGUCUUCAAAUUUUCCAGUCGGUAAUAGUACCGAUCACUACCAAUAUGGUGAUGAAAUGAGAAAAUAUUUUAGUUUGGAACGAAUCGUGAUGGACUUAUUUAUGAUUGAUUACAACAAAAAUGGAUUUGAAUGGACUGAGUAUGAGCAAGGGCAGUGCCUGGGCUCAUUUUAUUGGAUGUUUUGGUCAACACAACUGUUGGGUGGCUAUCUAGCAAAUCGUUUCGGCACAAAGCUCGUCUUUGGACUGUCAAACUUUCUUUCUUGUGGGCUAAGCUUUUUAAUUCCAACCGCAGCAUAUUUGAACUUCAAGUUCCUUCUAAUCGUUCGAAUGUUACAAGGUGCUUUGUCCGGUUUCAGUUGGCCAGCUAUGCAUCACAUCACCUCUCAGUGGAUUCCACCCAAUGAAAGGAGCCGAUUCAUAAGUGCAUAUAUGGGAUGUUCUGUUGGUGUGGCCAUAUGUUAUCCCAUAUUCGGAUUUAUCAUAUCGAUUUCGUCGUGGGAAUGGAUAUUUCACUUUUGUUCGGUGACAACGGUUGUAUGGUUUAUAUUUUGGCAAUAUUGCGUGUACGAUAGUCCGGCAGACCACCCUAGCAUUGAGUCAAGCGAGUUGAACUAUAUCACUAAAGCACUUGGCAGCACCAGUCAAAAGGAUAAGAAAGCACCGAUACCAUGGACUUCGAUUUUUAAGAAUAUUCCGUUUUGGAUUACUGUGUUUGCCCAUUGGGGAAGUUCCUGGCAGCUAUACACUCUAGUGAUACAACUACCGUCAUACUAUAAAUUUAUCCACGGUUUCGAUAUUCGAAUGUCCGGCCUCUUCUCUGGUGGCCCACAUUUUCUUCGUAUGGGCUUUUCAUACAUUUUUUCAAGUUUUGUCGACUAUCUGCUACAUUCUAAAUCACUAUCCAGAACAAAUGCAAGAAAAUUUGCAGUUUUUGUCAGUUGCAUUUUGAGUGGUACUAUGUGUAUUGGAUCGGCAUAUGCUGGCUGCAAUUCAAGUUUAGUAAUCGUAUUGACAACAGCCUCAAUAACCUUGUUGGGUGCUCAAACUGCAGGAAUAUUGCCGUCUUUCGUUGAAUUGGCCCCCAAUUAUGCAUCCAUUUUGUUGGGAAUUUCGCUAACAAUUUGUGUAUUACCUGGAAUUUUGUCAUCGCAUAUCGUUGGUGUACUGACAAAUAACCAGCAAACUAGUGAGCAGUGGAAAUACGUUUUCCUUCUUACAGCUGGCAUGUCGAUAUUAUCAGGCUUGGUUUUUGUACUCUUUUCAUCUUCCGAGGAGCAAAGUUGGAAUAAAUCUACAAAAUCGGUGGAGAUGAAACCGUUAAACGAAUCGAAAUGUGUCGAGAUUCCGAGUGAAAAAUGUUCUGAGUAAAGUCACAGAAAUCAUACUUUUAAGAAAACCUCUGCUGUUUGUUCUUGACAACGACGACAAGCGUAGAGCGUGACUAAAUGUGAUAUUAAAUAGCAAAAUGUAUGUUAAACAAAUUCGUGCCAACGCAACGUCUUGAAAAUCUAUAGAUUAAAAGAUGUAACACAACCGAUAAUGUUACUGCUAAAGGACGCCUCUGCGAAAGGUUAAUAUACAUAAAUUUCCUGUUACCAUUUCAUAAAAGGAAAAAUUCAGCAGAAUAAAUCGACAUCA